AUGAACCAAUUGAGUAAAUGGAAGUGCGGAAGGCGAAUAAUUCAUAUUAAAACGAGAUAUUUAACAACACAGUCAGAAAAUAAUUGGUUAUCGUUCCCAUUCCAAAUUGGGUAUCCAUAUCUCAGUCCCGAGUUGCAGAAGGAGAAGGAUGAGAUACAUCGUAAACUAUUUCCAGAAGUAGAUCCCAACACAAAUGUUGAUGUGGAUAUGCUUUCGAUAUCAGAAAGACUUGAAUACGAACGAAGUAAAAUCAAAUAUUCAUAUCCUAAACCGGAAAGGUUAACAGGAUUUGCAUUGUUUAAGCUGCAAUAUUCUACUACUCAUUUCGAUCCAAAUGCCAUAUGGAAUAAACUCCCACAAGAGAGUCAGUUAUUAUUUGAUCAUAGUCCUAAUCUUGAUAGACUACAUCAAGAGAAUAUAAGAGUAUGGCAGGGAUAUGAAGUAGUUGAUUAUCUCAAACGUACCCUGUCUAAACAUGAUUUUAAUCCAUACCCAUUUCUGGGACUAUAUCCUUGGGAGAUUGUGAAGGAUAAGUUAAGAGAUAGAGUUCAUCAUGAACAUAAGAUUGAAGCUUUUGAAUUGGACUAUUAUGAUAAGUUGAUAGACGAAGCUUUCGAUACUAGCACUAGAUCAGCAGAAUCAAUAUUUCAUACACAACUACAAGCACAAGAUCCCCAUCAAUUACAUAAACCUGAGGAAAUUACAAAAUUGUACAAUUCUUUACGAUCAGAGGAGAAACAGAUAUAUGAAGAUAUGGCUAAUAGGCAUUUUGAGCAUCUUCUAUCAUGGUCAGUAAUUGAAUUUUACAACCAGGCACGCUUUCGAAAAUUUUGGAAUGAUUUCAUGUACAAUACGACAAUUGAAAAGAGACCACUACUUGAAGCUUUGAAAGAAUGGAAAUCUAUGUCUGAUAAUGAAAGGAAACAGUAUAAUAAAGCGUCUCGUGAAAGAAUAGACAAAGAAGGACCCUUAGAUAUUCAGACUGCCAUGGUCAUGGAUUAUAUUUAUUACGUUGGAGGAGUAGAAGGUGUUCAAGACUAUCAUUGGUUUCCUGAUAUGAUCCAAUCUACUCCAAGAUUUUUAUACCUCAGUAAAUGUUAUACAGAAACUAAGUCGACUUGGUAG
Messenger RNA from Scheffersomyces amazonensis, 1125 nucleotides. RefSeq lists its product as uncharacterized. The record is from RefSeq and is a predicted model, not a curated record. The transcript has a single exon. Bases 1 to 1125 code for a protein of 374 amino acids. NCBI's taxonomy places the organism in Eukaryota, Fungi, Ascomycota, Pichiomycetes, Serinales, Debaryomycetaceae.